Molecule: messenger RNA, 410 nt
Organism: Porites evermanni
Lineage: Eukaryota; Metazoa; Cnidaria; Anthozoa; Scleractinia; Poritidae
Source: the annotation of a GenBank genome assembly
AUGAAAGUGCUCAAGAAACAAAAGGCCAGCAUGAAGCAAGAACUUGGUUUUGAUGUACGGAAAACAUGCAUAACAGCUUCACAGUGCAAGAGAUGUUUAUUGAAGCCAACAACAAGCCCAGCAAAAGCUAUUUCAGAGGUGCUUUUUUAUACCAAGCAAGUACAAACUAAAGCCAUAAGAGAAGGUAUUGAAUCAAAAUCCAAAAUCAUCCAUGUAUUUGAAAAUGAGACUGACCGGAAGGUACACAAGUCCGGCUUUUUAUCUGAAACACAUCUAUUUUUAGGUGCAGUCCUGGUGGAGUCAUAAAUGACAGCGAGAUUGUUGAAAUAAAGAAGGUUAUAUUGAGGAAAGGAGAGUCAUUUGAUGAUGGGAUGUGCAGGCUUGGAAUUUACAAGAAGCUGCAUGACAAG